AUGGCAGACGCCAAAAGAGAAUCAAAGCCCAAACGGCGUAAGAAGAAUAAGUCCAGAACCCAUGUCAACUCGGACUCCGAUAGUGAGUAUGAGAUCGAAAAACCAACAUCCGCACCAGCAACGACAUCAGAACCCACAGAACCUAUCUCCAAACCAUCUCCAUCGCUGAAAUCUUCUGAAAACGCAGAGGUUUCAGCCGCAUUCACAAAAUUCUACAUGCAACGCGCGACCGUGGAAUUCGCUGAAGAUCUUGAUGCUGUAAGGAAUGCUGGGGAUUUCACUGGUGAUGCGCUGGAGAUCCUGGUUCAUGCUUUGCAGCAGGGCACGAAUGGCUUCUCGGAGGCUGAGAAGAGGAGAGUGGUUGGCGGCGAGGCGAGGAAAUGA
Molecule: messenger RNA, 384 nt
Organism: Glarea lozoyensis ATCC 20868
Lineage: Eukaryota; Fungi; Ascomycota; Leotiomycetes; Helotiales; Helotiaceae
Exons: 3
Coding region: 1-384 (127 amino acids)
Biological process (GO): ribosomal large subunit assembly
Cellular component (GO): preribosome, large subunit precursor
Source: RefSeq, a predicted model, not a curated record